GGCCUUCAGUUAGCUUGUAGCAGCAGUCGAGGUAGGACGUACGGCUCCAGCUUCUCCCUGGGUAACUGCGCUCGCACCAACAUGAGUUCUCUUCUCAACAAUCUCAUCGUGACGGGAUCUUCCGGCGGGAAGGAGAGCAAUAGUCCCUUCGUUCAAACACAAAAUAACUCUACGGAAAAUGUGGCACCUGCAAGCAGCAACCGAGAGCAGCUACAAGCACUGGCUUCUGGUGGAGGCAGCAUGUGCCUGGAGCAAGUUGUCAUUGGAGAAGAGAUCCCGUACCCUUACGAAGUAAUCAAGGAGAGUGCCGACUACCUGCUUUCUGGAACUCGACACAGGCCCAAGAUUGGAGUUAUCUGUGGUUCUGGUCUUGGUGGUCUAGCAGACACCCUGGAUGAUAGGGACGUGUUCCCUUAUCAGAAUAUCCCCAACUUCCCGGAGUCAACUGUGGCUGGCCAUGCAGGCAGGAUGGUCAUAGGGCGUCUCUCUGGUGUUCCAGUCAUGUGCAUGCAGGGACGCUUCCAUUCCUAUGAAGGUUAUCCUCUCUGGAAGUGUGCUAUGCCGGUACGAGUGAUGAAGCUGAUGGGUGUUGAGCAGAUCGUUGUCACCAAUGCAGCCGGAGGCCUCAACCCAAAUUUCAAAGUUGGUGACAUCAUGAUUAUUAAGGAUCACAUCAAUAUGCAAGGGUUUGCUGGAGACUCGCCACUGAGAGGCAGGAAUGAUGAACGGUUUGGCCCUCGCUUCCCUGCCAUGAACAAUGCGUACGACAAGAAUCUCCGUGAGAUGGCAAAGAAGAUUGUUGCUGAAAUGAAUCUAACAAAUGUAGUUCAAGAAGGUGUUUAUGUCAUGCUCGGUGGGCCCACCUAUGAGACUGUUGCUGAACUCCGUCUCCUGAGACUACUUGGAGUGGAUGCUGUGGGAAUGAGCACAGUGCCUGAGGUUGUGGUAGCACGACAUUGUGGACUGAAAGUAUUUGCCUUCUCACUGAUCACAAACGAAUGUAUCACCCAUUACGACACGGAUGCACAAGCCAACCAUGAGGAGGUCAUAGAAGUUGCCAACAAACGCAAAAAGGACUUGCAAGAUCUGGCCUACAGAAUUAUUGUACAAAUGUCCAAGAAUAGUCAGGAAAGUUGAACUGGUGAAUACUGAGUAUUUUAUAUUAUGGCAUAUUUUUUUAAGUUCUGACCUAAGAUGUAAAAUCUGGAUAAAUAGGAAGUGACAAAACACUAAGAGUACUUUAUGCAAGUUUGUUAAAUUUGGGUUUGUUAAAUCCUGCCUUACUAACUUCUCACAUUUCUGCAAACGGUAACCAGCUAUUCAGACAAAGGACUUCCGGAAGAUGUAGCUUACAUGAACUUUGCUAAAGCUCUUGACAAGGUACUCCAUGAGACUGGCAAGGAAAUUACAGGCACAUGGAAUAAAUGGGAAAAUACUGAAUGGAUAAAACAAUGGUUAAAACAUAGAAAACAAAGGGUCGUACUAAACGGGAAUGAAUCUCACUGAGGAAAUGUGUUAAGUCGGGUACCACAGGGGUUCAUUUUGGGGCCAACCCUUUUUGUCGUAUACAUAAAUGACAAUGAGAAUUUUACAAACCACAUCAAAUUUUCAAAUGACACUAAGAUCUAUGGUGAAAGUGAUAGACAUUUCAAGAUCUAUAUGAACUCUGCAAAUGGUCAGAUGACUGGCAAAUGCUUUUUCAUUAUUAAAUGCAAGACCUUGCAUGUGGGGCAUAAUUCACGUCACAACUACCAUAUUGACAGCAUUACCUUACAAUAGAUAGGUAAAGAAAAGGACCUUAGAGUCAGAGUACAUCAUUCACUGAAAGUUGCAAAAAGUGGGAGUAGCAGUAAAAAAAAAAAAAAAAAAAAAAAAAAAAAAA
Procambarus clarkii (red swamp crayfish) is the source of this 1882-nucleotide messenger RNA. RefSeq names its product purine nucleoside phosphorylase. Gene Ontology annotation, cellular component: cytoplasm. The record is from RefSeq and is a predicted model, not a curated record. Gene Ontology annotation, biological process: nucleoside metabolic process. NCBI's taxonomy places the organism in Eukaryota, Metazoa, Arthropoda, Malacostraca, Decapoda, Cambaridae. Gene Ontology annotation, molecular function: purine-nucleoside phosphorylase activity.